Molecule: messenger RNA, 3375 nt
Organism: Enhydra lutris kenyoni (northern sea otter)
Lineage: Eukaryota; Metazoa; Chordata; Mammalia; Carnivora; Mustelidae
Product: eukaryotic translation initiation factor 3 subunit B
Exons: 20
Coding region: 36-2390 (784 amino acids)
Biological process (GO): translational initiation
Cellular component (GO): eukaryotic translation initiation factor 3 complex
Molecular function (GO): translation initiation factor activity; RNA binding; translation initiation factor binding
Source: RefSeq, a predicted model, not a curated record
GCGGCGAGGCCGGGCGAGGCGGCAGCGGCGGGCCCAUGCAGGACGCGGAGAACGUGGCGGCGCCCGAGGCGGCCGAGCCCGGGGAGCAGCAGCAGCCGGCCGCAGAGCCGCCGCCGGCGGAGGAGCCGCUGCGGCUCGCGGGGUCCGGCGCGCAGGAGGCGGCGGGCGGCGAGGACGCGGAGGCCGGGUCGGAGCCCGACGUGCUGGCCAAGCCGGCCGAGCCCGCGGCCGACGGGGAGGAGAGGGCCGCCUCGGUCCCCGGCUCGUCCCCGCCGCCGCCGACUGAAGAGCCCCCCGCCCCGGCCGCGGGUGAGGCCCCGGAGCAGCAGGCCGGGGACGCGGCUGCCGAGGCCCGGUCCGAGGGGGCGGGCGGGGAGGACGGCGGCGCAGACGAGCCCUCCUUCAGCGACCCCGAGGACUUCGUAGACGACGUGAGCGAAGAAGAGCUGCUGGGGGACAUUCUCAAGGACCGGCCCCAGGAGGCCGACGGGAUCGACUCGGUGAUUGUGGUGGACAACGUCCCUCAGGUGGGGCCCGACCGCCUGGAGAAGCUCAAAAACGUCAUCCAUAAGAUCUUCUCCAAGUUUGGGAAAAUCACAAAUGAUUUUUACCCGGAGGAGGAUGGGAAGACAAAAGGGUAUACGUUCCUGGAAUAUGCGUCUCCUGCCCAUGCCUUGGACGCCGUGAAGAACGCUGAUGGCUACAAGCUGGACAAGCAGCACACAUUCAGGGUCAACCUCUUCACGGACUUUGACAAGUAUAUGACCAUCAGUGAUGAGUGGGAUAUUCCAGAGAAACAGCCCUUCAAAGACCUGGGAAAUUUACGGUACUGGCUUGAAGAGGCAGAAUGCAGAGAUCAGUACAGCGUCAUUUUUGAGAGUGGAGACCGCACUUCCAUAUUCUGGAACGACGUGAAGGAUCCUGUCUCCAUCGAAGAGAGAGCGAGGUGGACGGAGACGUACGUGCGCUGGUCCCCCAAGGGCACCUACCUGGCCACGUUCCAUCAACGAGGCAUCGCUCUUUGGGGCGGAGAGAAGUUCAAGCAAAUCCAAAGAUUCAGCCACCAGGGGGUUCAGCUCAUUGACUUCUCGCCUUGUGAGAGGUAUCUAGUGACAUUCAGCCCCCUGAUGGACACUCCGGACGACCCUCAAGCCAUCAUCAUCUGGGACAUCCUGACCGGACAGAAGAAGAGGGGUUUCCACUGCGAGAGUUCAGCCCACUGGCCGAUCUUUAAGUGGAGCCACGAUGGUAAAUUCUUCGCCAGAAUGACCCUCGACACUCUUAGCAUUUAUGAAACUCCUUCUAUGGGCCUGUUGGACAAGAAGAGCUUGAAGAUCUCCGGCAUAAAGGACUUUUCCUGGUCUCCUGGGGGUAACAUCAUAGCCUUUUGGGUGCCUGAGGACAAAGAUAUCCCAGCCAGGGUCACCCUGAUGCAGCUGCCCACCAGACAAGAGAUCAGGGUUCGGAAUUUGUUCAACGUGGUGGACUGCAAGCUGCAUUGGCAGAAAAAUGGGGAUUAUUUGUGUGUCAAAGUGGAUAGGACCCCCAAAGGGACCCAGGGUGUUGUCACAAAUUUUGAAAUCUUCCGAAUGAGGGAAAAACAGGUGCCUGUCGACGUGGUGGAAAUGAAAGAAACCAUCAUAGCCUUUGCCUGGGAGCCAAACGGGAGUAAGUUUGCUGUGUUGCACGGGGAAGCUCCGCGGAUAUCCGUUUCCUUCUACCACGUGAAGAACAACGGGAAGAUCGAGCUCAUCAAAAUGUUUGACAAGCAGCAGGCAAAUACCAUCUUCUGGAGCCCCCAGGGACAGUUCGUGGUGUUGGCUGGCCUGAGGAGCAUGAAUGGUGCCUUGGCUUUCGUUGACACGUCGGACUGUACAGUCAUGAACAUCGCAGAGCACUACAUGGCCUCCGACGUGGAGUGGGACCCCACUGGGCGCUAUGUUGUCACCUCUGUGUCCUGGUGGAGCCAUAAGGUGGACAACGCUUACUGGCUGUGGACAUUCCAAGGACGCCUUCUGCAGAAGAACAACAAGGACCGCUUUUGCCAGCUGCUGUGGAGACCGCGGCCCCCCACGCUCCUGAGCCAGGAUCAGAUAAAGCAAAUUAAAAAGGAUCUGAAGAAAUACUCAAAGAUCUUUGAACAGAAGGAUCGUCUGAGCCAGUCCAAAGCCUCAAAGGAACUGGUGGAGAGAAGACGCACCAUGAUGGAAGACUUCCGAAAAUACCGGAAAAUGGCCCAAGAACUUUAUAUGGAGCAGAAGAGUGAACGUCUGGAAUUGCGAGGAGGUGUGGACACAGACGAGCUGGACAGCAAUGUGGAGGACUGGGAGGAGGAGACCAUCGAGUUCUUUGUUACUGAGGAGAUCAUUCCCUUGGGAAGUCAGGAGUGACCCGAGCACUGUGCAUCCCGCGUCACGUGCUGGAACCAGGUUGUGCCGGCUUCUCAACAGGCUGAGCGUGGAAAUAAAAGCAAACCUGUACGAAAACGCUGUCUUUUCUCCUGUUUUUACACGUAGAUAGCGGCCUUGAAUCUGGUGCCUGUCCCCCUGCCCCCGGCUGUGGUGGCAGUCUGGGCUCAGCAUGCCCACUGCUGCCGGCCCCCGAGGCUGACGUGGCGAGGAGGGAGGCCUCCGUCCUCCUGUGGCUGUGGGUUUCCAGCUGAGCUCUGUAAAGUACAGCAGCGGCCCCAUCCCUGCAGGAAACAGGCUUAUCAGCUGUUGUUUUCUGUGCUCAUUUCAGCCGGUGAGAAAAACCCCUCUAGACUUUUCCUUGGAGUCAUGCACGUCUGAAGUUGUCUGUGAGAGUUGUCACUUCAGCCACUGUCGUGUGGUGCUCUGAAUAUCUAACUUCACGUUCCUCCUGGAACAGGGGCAGACGAGGACGUGUAACCUUGGCCCUUGUUUAUUUGCAACAUCUGCUGUGGUCGGUGCCUUUCGGCUGCCGUGGUUGCACUUCUGUCUGUCUGUCCGGGAGCCCGAUGCUUGACAUGGGCAGCAGUGAAGCAUGGGACGGCAUGCUGCAGAUGCCCAACCGGGGCUCGCAUGGACCUGACAGGUUCUGGGAUUGGAGGCUAAGCUGUCUUCUGCAGGGCCCGGGCAGUCCCUGACCCAUGGGGGUUGUGCUGGAGGAGCAGGUGGGCGGCCUGUCGCGACCCCGGGCCUGGCUGCGAGGCACAGUUGGUGUUCCAUUCCCGGUUCUAGCCGUUGCCAUCCUGGCUCCCCGUCAACACGCGGGUGCCCCUUGUUCACGCUCACGUCCUUUAAACCUCAGCGUGCCGAGUCCUGGGUUUCACGUUUGAUGGCGGUGAGAAAAGGUCCAGGCUUUGGUCGUUUUCCCAGAUUUUUAACAGAGCUUUCAAAAAAUUUACUUUUGAUU